This is a messenger RNA of Acanthoscelides obtectus, 8967 nucleotides long. The record is from the annotation of a GenBank genome assembly. Lineage: Eukaryota; Metazoa; Arthropoda; Insecta; Coleoptera; Chrysomelidae.
GGUCAGGGAGGUGGAUGGUGGGGGCUUUUAUAAGUGGCACUGAUGUCAAACAUAACCUAAAAUACUUUGUUUACUUUUGUAAUAUAUACACAUGACACUCAUGUGGACUGUUACCAUAGUGACGAGAAUCCAAACUGGAGGAUAGUUGAACCCGUUGGUUGAACCCUCUCCUGUGGGUGCCUGUAGUUGAACCACUGAAAAUGUCAUCGAAUACAGCAUAUGUUUCGUGAACAGCAUACAGUUUGUCUUUUUUGUAGAAAGAAGUAUUUUCAAAAUAUCACAAGAUGACACUGUAUUUUGAGAAUGCGGUGAGCUUUCCAGAGCCAGAAGCAAUUUCUGUCAGUGGUAUCUGGCACCCAAGUGCUCCAUUACUGGCGGUAUCAAGUUUCUCCCAAGAGCGAGGUGGAUUUGUCAUAAUCUUUGAUGAGCAGGGAGAGUCAUUGAAAGAUGUAACCUACCCUGUUCAUAGGAGUUAUCAAGUAACAGCUUUGGCAUGGCAUCCUGAAAGGACCAUUCUGGCUAGUGGCUGGGAAAAUGGAGAUCUCAAAGUAUGGAAUAAGUCUAACAAGGAAUUUACAAAUGUUGUUGGUCCACACAAAGCUCCUAUCACAUUACUUGAGUUCAGUGAAAAAGGAAACCUACUGGUUUCUUGUGAUUCAACAGGGUCUGUCAUUGGCUGGAAAGUGGAUGGCAAAGGAGAGACGAACCUCUCUUUCCAUCUAGAUGUGAAAGAGUCCAUAACACAUCUGACCUUUCGACUUACUGUCAAAAACAAUGCAGCCUUAGAUGUGGAAGGAUUAGCUAAAGCAGCUGUGAACGGGGAUGACAAUGCACUGGACAUGUUUAGCAAUUGGCGUCCAAAAACUACAGCUAGGAAAUUUAGACUUCAAGAAGGAUCUGAUAAUUUAAACUUCUUUGUUGCCACACAGGCUGGUUCUGUUUAUUAUAUUACUGGUGGGGGAUUGUGUAGUGAAGUGCUUAAUACUGAAGGGGUACCACUGUCUUGUAUCAUCUAUCAUCAAACAAAAGAUUAUCUGAUAGCAAUGAUGGAAGGUUUGACAGUAGGUUAUUUCUCUGUUGACUAUCGAGGACACUUAAAAGAAUUGGCGAAGGUGAAACUUAGUGGUAGAUUACAUACCAGAUCAGUAGGCAGUAAUGGAAUUGUCUGGGCUGGAACUAAUAGUCUGGCAAUACUUACAGGAGACUUAACUGUGCGCAUUUGGGAUAUAGAAACCAAUGAUAACUACGUACUACCCACAUCACUGAAGUUCUAUGAUAGUGAGUACAGUACCGUCAAUGAGAUAUUUACCUGCAUAGCGUACUGCAAACUAAAUCAGACGCUUUGUGCUGGUACAAACAUUGGACGUAUAUAUUUCUGGACGAAAAACCAAGCCUUGGAUGUCGAGAACCCUGAAGACAGCUGGGAAUUGGAUAAUAUCAAUACAAUCAGUGGUACUAUCAAACAGUUGAAAUGGGGUUCACUAUUGUUGAGGGUACCACUUUUGAGUGUGAAUUGUGUCACUGCUGUCUACAUAAUGAAGGAGCAGAACAUAUGCUGCGAUUUUUCGGAGAAAAUUUGGGUUACACAGAAGACUGCAACGCAGGUGUUGCUGGAGACUGAAAAUGGGAAUCAGUUGCUACAGUUGCACGCUCAAUGUACUGGCAUGGCAAUAUCAGAAGAAAUGUUUGCUGUUACUAAUGGCAAAAUCAUCACUGUUUACGAUAUUUGUUGGAAAAAGGCAGAAAAUACUUUGGACGCCAGUAAUAAUAAAGCAAAUGAUGCAGACUUCAACGUUAAAGAAAUCUCCUCGUUCUCCCACGAGAAUGAUGGUAUCAUUAUGUUUCAAAAAACGGUCGUGUCAAUCAACUCAAAGGCGGUAUCUUUGCACACGCAUACCGGCUCCUUGUUAACGUCAUUGACGUCUGGACUGAGUGAAGGAGAACCUAUUGGAAUGGACGUAACCGGGCACUAUUUGACACUAUUUACGAUGGAAGGUUAUUUGAAACUAUAUGACAUCCUGGAAACGCCACCGAAGUUAGUUACCCCUAUUAGGAAUAUGUUUGGAAUGACAAGUGAUUUUGGAGAGGUAAUACAGGCUAAAACCAACUCAUCUGGUACAAAAGUGGCUCUGACACUAGCAGCUGCUAACUUGAUUCCAGAUGGUAAACUGUAUAUUUGGGAUACAGAAUCAGAUGAUCUGAUCUACUACGAUUUCAAAAAAUUUGCUAGUGGAAGUGACACACAUCAAAAAAUGGACGAAAUGAAUGACAUAGAUCAAAUCAGUGCAAAUUAUGAUGAGAUUUGUCGAAAUAGAAUUCCUAUUAAUUUCUUUUGGGAUGUAAAUGAUCCUAGACUCCUUAUGUGUGAUGCUAGAAGGCUCAAGUCAGCAAGCAGUAGAAAAAUUCUCCGUUCCAAAUCAUCUACAGAGGAGAAAAGCCUAAAAGAUGAGGACCACAUAAUCAUAACAAUGUUCAUUUCGUCCGAAAAUGUAAUAAGAAUCCAUGACAUCAAGGCCAUUGAACCAGAUGCGAGAUUGUUGGCAUGUGCUACACCACACAUCGUUACCUUGGAGAAGCUCAGUAUUGUUAGAGAUAUAAUGAGUGAUUUCCUCGGUUUGGAAAAAUGUGAUAAGACUACUAGAAGUGCUGUGUUGGAUUUUAGCUACAAUCUGGCAUUAGGUAAUAUGGAUGGAGCCUUCAAAGCAAUAAAACUUGUGCAAAGUAGUGGUGUGUGGGCUAGCUUAGCAAGAAUGUGCGUGAAAACGAAGAGACUAGAUGUUGCCGGAGUUUGCCUAGGGCAUAUGGGAAACGCCAUGGCUGCUAGAGCUGUACGUUUAGCUAUGUUAGAUGAGACUUUACCUCAUGAAGCCAAGGUAGCAGUGCUGGCUGUGCAUUUGGGAAUGUUGGACGAAGCGGAACAACUAUACAUCCAAUGUGGCAGAUACGAUUUGCAAAACAAACUGUUGCGCAGUAGAAAUCAAAUGGACGCAGCUCAUGCUGUAGCUGAAUCUAAGGACCGGAUCAACUUGAAAAAUACUGAUCAUGCCUGGGCUAGGACGUUGGAGGAAUCUGGCGAUUUAAAGGAAGCGGCGGCUAGAUACGAAAGAGCUAAUACGCAUCUGUACGACGUGCCGAGGAUGUUGAGCGAUCAUCUACAACAGUUACAGGCUUAUAUGAACAAAACUAGAGAUAAGGAAAUGUUAAAAUGGUGGGGACAAUAUUUGGAGUCCCAGGGUGAUAUGGCAGCUGCGCUAAAGGUAUACUCCGACGCAGAUGACAUGUAUUCACAAGUUCGAGUUUUGUGUUUUCUGGGGCAAGAGUCGGUAGCUGCUGAUCUAGCGAGAACCAGCUCUAAUAAGGCAGCGUACUAUCAUAUGGCCAGGUAUUAUGAAACAGUAGGGAACUACGAAGAUGCUGUCCACUUUUUCACUAGGGCUACAGCUUAUUGUAAUGCAGUACGACUGUGCAAGGAGAAUCACAUGAUAGAUGACUUGUGGAAUUUAGGUAUAGUGGUAUCAAAGAGAGAGAAAAUCGAAAUAGCCAAAUAUUUCAAAGACACGGGCGAUCUAGAAAAAGCUGUAGUGUUGUACCACAGAGGCGGUAAUCUUCAUAAAGCAUUAGAUCUGGCAUUCAAAACUCAACAGUACGAUGUACUGCAGGAAAUCGCCACACAGCUAGAUUCCAAAUCUGAUCCUGUAGUGGUCCAAAAAUGCGCAGAAUAUUUCGUUACUAAUGAACAGUUUGAUAAAGCCGUUGAUCUGCUGGCGGUUGCCAAAAAGUAUAAAGAAGCCAUCGAAUUAUGCCUUAAUCACAGUGUUCGCCUUACGGAAGACCUGGUUGAAAAAUUAACUCCCGAGAAAGGCGCAAUUGAUGAAGACACUAGGACCCAGGUUUUGAUCGAUUUGGCUGAGAGCCUGAUGCUACAGGAGGAAUACCAUUUGGCGACGAAGAAGUUUACACAGGCUGGUGACAAGAUUCGGGCGAUGAAGGCUUUAUUGAAAUCCGGAGAUACGAAAAAGAUUAUAUUUUUCGCUGGUCUGUCACGCCAACGAGAGAUUUACAUCAUGGCAGCUAACUAUCUUCAGUCGUUAGAUUGGCAAAAUCAACCAAAGAUACUUCACAACAUCAUCACAUUUUACUCUAAGGCGAAAGCAAUGGAUCUGCUGCCGAAAUUUUAUGUCGCAUGCGCUCAGGUUGAAAUAGAUGAAUUCCAAAAUUACGAAAAAGCGCUUGAGGCGCUUGUUGAAGCUCAAAGAUGUCUGCAGAAAAUCGACAACGCAAAGGAUUCUACGCAUGUACAGAGAGAAGCAGAAAUCGUUCAGCAAAGAUUGAUCAUGGUGAAGAGGUUCGUCGAUAUCAGACGAUUACUUGAUAGAGGAGAUAUAGAGUCAGGUAUAUCCCAGUGUGAGCAACUGCUAAGAGCUGGUGACGAACUGGAAGCGUCUGUGCGACGUGGCGACAUUUACGCCACGAUGGUUCAGUACUCCGUGAAGUACGGCAAAUUUUCUGAGGCGAAGCAGUACUGCUUGGAGCUGCGACAGUUUUUGAACAAGACUAACAGUAGCACACCGAUCACAUAUUAUUUGAGUAAAGAGGUUUUGGAAGCUUUAGCACAGGGUCUGGGCGUGCCUGUCACUCAUCUAGUUCCUGUAGCCCAGAAGAUUCCUUCUGCGAGCGGAAGCAGAGAUAGCCAUGAUGCUGAAACAGUCGAGGAAAUUUUGGAAAAAUAAUGAUCCACGUUGACAGUAACAUGUCGCGAUACUAAUUUUGAUAUUUGAGAUGUCAAAGCUUGUUUAAUACCCGUUUUACCUCAACAAUUUCUUCACGAAUUUAUUUAGAUAGGUUCCUUCAAGGUCAUCCCAAUUAUUAUCUUUUGCGCUGUUUACAUCAAUGAACAAAUUCAUGAACCACCACCAAUGAAUUCUUUUUCUUAUCAACAUUUUGGGUUUUUAUAUAUUGUGAUUUUGAUUUUGAGACGAAUCUCAUAAACAAAAACGUUACUGUUGGAUAUUGUAAUUUUAUCAAACAUCUAUGCUUGAAUUGAAAAGGUUCUAAAUAUAGUGGAAACGACAGCAAGUUUGGUACCAUGGAAUUUGACGUCCAAUUUGGCAAACAUUAGACCAAGUUCUAACUGCGUGAAGAAAUCUUUGAAGAACUUCAUGGAAUUAUUUGACGUCAAAUUCCUGUUUUAUACUUCUAACAUUAGUCUAUGAAGAAAAUCGCGGAUUUAUUGUCAAUGUAAAACGGGUUUAAGCGAAUAUUUUAAUCAUAUACAGGGUGUUUGGUACAUGAACCGACAAAAUUUUUUGGGUAAUUGGGGACGCUAUCUGAUAAUUUUUUAGUGGAAACAGUAAUGCUCCAAGGAUUACGAGGUGUAUUUUGUGUUCGUUUUUAUGCUGAAUUCCCUGAAAUGCCGCAUAAAUAUAACUUUUUUGUUUGUCGAGACGAUAAUACAAAAUAAACGUGGUUGGGUUCUGUAAUGCAUGAUUAAUCAGAACAAAUUUAAAUUUGUGCAGACGUCCUCAAAAAAUGACUGAUGGCCUUUCAAACUCGUAAAAUUGUCAGGAGUGAAUAAACAAUUUGAAAAUCAGAAUUACAAAAAACUAUAAUUUUUUGGAACUUAGCAUUAUUUAUAAAAGUUAUGUGGUUUAUUACCUUACCAGCGAUAUUUUACACAUCGUAGUUUUUCAAGUUUCUAUUUAAUUUCAAUCAGUUACAAUCAGUUUUCGAAGCAGGUAGACUUGGGAAUACAUCUCAUGCAAGUCGAUUUAAAGUUAUAGCGUCCAAUGCAUUUCGUGUCUGUCGUAAUACUGUGACAAAUAGGGCCAUCUGUUGGGCGAGUCUCCUACUUGCCAGAGCUUAAUUGCCGAUCUUUUACGCGAACCAUGGCGCACAAGCCGCCUGGCGGCGUCUGUGAGGACCGUGACAGUGGAUCGCCUUCUAGAUCGACGCGAAGUGAUCUCCAACAUUCUAGAUGUCGCUUUGUGGUACACCCGGUUUUUUUCUCGAAGCUGUAAUGGGGACUAUAUAUAACUCGGCGGCCGGGAGAUGGAGGCAGAGUACUGAAUACGGUAGAGUAGCAGAGCGGAGUGAAGUUAUAGUACAGCAAAUGGUGAUAUAAGAAUUAGUGAGACAUAAAUAGUGGUGUAUAUAAAUGUUUUAUCAAGUUAAAUAAAUUAGUGCAUUUCUUUUUGUGGAAUCCCGUGUUUUAAUCCACACCCAAAAGAUCCCAGAAAAACGCUACAAUACAUGCUGUGGUAUUAAUGUCCAAGGUUUAUAUCAGUUGUAUCUUUUGGUCGGAAAAAUUAAACAAUUUCACUUAGAAGUUAUUUAUGACUAAUUGAAGGAAGUGUUAUAAACCUUGACCACUGACCUUGACAUUUUCAUAGACCUGUAGGUACCUCCUAAAUAAAUUAUUUCAUAGCGUGUGUAUAGCGCUAAGCUUAAAGGCGGGAUCUACGCAAGUGCUAAAAAGAAAAUAAACAACUUCUAGGUUAAAUUUCCUAAUAAGUCUAGAGCCAUGCUGUAAUGAGUUUAUACCACGCAUCAGGCAGUAACUGAUUCAAAUUAAAUAAAAACUUGAAAGACUUAAAUACUAUUUCCUCUUAUAUUGACUACAAAUUAUUUCUACAAUUUUGGAAGAUAAUCAGUCAACGUUUAAUUAGAAAAACCUUUCAAAAUGAUUUACCAUUUAAUAAUAAAAUAAUUCCGUCCUAAUCGAACCUCAUCAGUCCAGUUUUUUAUUCGCCGACUAUGUGUUCCCUUCACUCUUGUUUAAAAACAAUUUCAGCAACAAUCUCGCCGACUUAGUAAGUAAAUAUUUUUGUCCUAAUUGUUAAUUGUUGCUAUUGUCAAUAAUUGUUUCCAGCUCCAGACGAUGAAGACAUAGAUCUUCGAAAUCUUGAGAGUUUAAGUUAUAAGAGUAUACUUUUGCAAUACUUUGCCUUCUACCCAAAGAAAUUAAAGGAUAUAUAACGGUAACCGUAACCCUUAGAUCAUUACGGUUGUUAAUAAGAAAAUCAAAUAGGCAAAAGUCAGUGAAAAAUUUCGAAAAAUUACAUUCGACUGAAAUAUCUCUGAACGAAUUUUCAUAUCGCAAUUUGGAGAUGAUUUUUGACUUCCUUGGAUGAGUUUACUUCGGAAUAGUCAUAUAUUAUGGGGUCUAAUCCUUUCCAAUGAUAGAGGUAGCGGAAAUGUGGAAAAGCUGCAAAAACAUUAAAAUUAACAUUUUUGCUGAACCGUCACAUUGAGCGCGCCUCCAGAACUAACCUAACCGCAAGGGAAAAAAUGAGCUUGGUCUGAGAUACGACGCGCCAAGCAAGGUCAGAGAGUUUCAGUUUUACCCCGUUUUUACCAUGUACUGUCUCACUGCAGAGUUAGGAUUUGUAAAUUGAAUAUUUCAAAAACCGAUUGAAAAGGGCGCACGUGGUGGCUUGCUGCAGAUUCACCGUUCGUGCGGAUUUGUCAGUCGCCAUGUCUCAGUGGUCAGGCACGGAUCGUGCAAACGCUAUCGAUGCGUUUUCAAGGGCGGAGAAUCGUACGUUACGGCUCCGCGGCAGGUUUGUUUACAUUACAAGACGUUUGCGGGAUGCACCAAGCGAAAACUUGAUUCGUAAAUAGGUGCAAAAGUUUCUAACUACACGAUCAGCCGAGGCCGGGCCCGAGCAAGACUCGAGAACUGAAGACGCAAUAAACGAAGUUGAUGCUAGUGUUCGUCGCAAUCCUCGUUUAUCGAUUGGCAAAAUAGCAGCAGUCUUAAACCUUACAACAAUAGAGCGGAUUUUGAAGAAGGAUUUGAAUGUCCAUCCCUACAAAAUUCAAAUUGUGCAGGCGAUAGCGGAAAAUGACCACAUUUUACGAAAUAACUUUGGCCAGCUUCAUUAAGAGAUUUCGCACAUUGGAUAUGGUGUUUUGGAGCUAUAAAGCAGAUUUCCAUCUAAAUGGUUAUGCAAACAAACAGAAUUGUCGCUUCUGGGCAUCUCAGAGUCCCAAAUAAAAACAUCAGAGACAUCUGCACAGCCCAAAAGUAACGGUAUGGUGUGCCCUCUCAGCGAACGAAAUUAUCGGGCCUUAUUUUUUUGAAGAUUGGAGAGGAAAGACAACUGUUACUGAUGAUAACAAGCUAUUUUAUAUCCAAGCUGCAAGAACAUCAUGCGUACAGUUGACGCAUGAAGUUUCAGCAAGAUAGAGCCCAUCGGAGCCACUACCCACACUGCAAGAGCAACAUGGACCAGCUUCGAAAGUUGUUCCCUUGAAAAUUAAUAUCCCGUUUUGGUGAUAUCGCAUGGCCUCCGCGAUCACCAGAUUUGUCCUCCAUGGACUUUUUCCUGUGGGGGUAUCUUAAGAGCAAAGUAUACGCCGGUAAUCCAACGACUAUCGCUGAGCUCAAAGAAAAUAUCCGCCAGGAAAUUAGGAACAUCGAACCUGCCUUGCUCUGGCGUGUCACGUAAAAUGAAAUGACGAGAUUCCACGAGUGCGUGCAACGUGUGAUGUAGGUCAUCUCGGCGACAUAAUUUUUAAAAAACGAUAUCCGCAUAUAUGGUAUUUCAAAUGAAAUAAAAAUAGUUUUGGUAGUCUGUAUCGUUUUAUUGUUAUUCAUUUUCAAAAUCCUAACUCUGCUGUGAGACACCCUUAUAUAAUAUGUUAGUUCUGAUGAUUAUGUAGUUUUUUAAGUAUAGAAAUAAUGGUUUAAAGUCAAAAGGCGAAAAUGUGGUUAAUACCAUAUAGAGUGAGGCCUGAUUAAUAAGAAUAUUUUGAUGAACCUUAUUUCAUGCACAUGUUUUAAUAGGUGCUAAUUUAUUACUCUAUCUGUAGUAUUGAUCAGAAUUAUUUGUGAUAGGUACCAUUUCCGUCCAUUUUUUUACUUUAUAUUAUGUAUGAUAAAUAUGGUGAAAAGGUUCAAUAAAAUGCUCAUAAUUGAAGGCGCCAAUUGGUUGAUUAUGGAUUUAUUUCAAUUUAACCCCCCCC